CCCGUGAGUCGAGCGUGACGCUCUUCCGGUCUGUAGAAACGCCACCGCGGAAAAUGAACAACAAUGGCGGCGGCUGCUAGUGAGGACCUAAAGCGUAAAGCAGACGACCACCACGGUGGAGAUGGAGAAGCGGGCGAGGAAGAUGAGGAAUGGGUCGGGCCCAUGCCGAGCGAAGCCCAGCAGACCAAGAAAAGGAAAGUGCUGGAAUAUGAGCGAGUCUAUCUGGACAACCUCCCGUCUGCUGCCAUGUAUGAACGCAGCUACAUGCACAGAGAUGUGAUCACUCACAUUGUGAGCUCCAAGACAGACUUUGUAAUCACAGCCAGCCAGGAUGGACAUGUCAAGUUCUGGAAGAAGAAGGAGGACGAGGGAAUAGAGUUUGUCAAACACUUUCGCAGUCAUCUCGGUGUGAUUGAAUGCAUUGCCGUCAGUGCUGAAGGAGCCAUUUUCUGUUCUGUUGGUGAUGACCAGGCGAUGAAAGUGUUUGAUGUCAUUAACUUUGACAUGAUCAAUAUGCUGAAGCUGGGCUUCCACCCAGGCCAGUGUGAAUGGAUUUACAACCCUGGAGAUGCUAUUUCCACUGUGGCCUGCUCAGAAAAAUCCACCGGGAAGAUCUUUGUCUACGAUGGACGGGGGAGCAACCAGCCCCUCCACACCUUUGACAAGAUGCACUCCUCGCCACUGUCCCAAAUCCGCCUCAAUCCCAAAUUUAGGGUCAUCGUAUCUGCUGAUAAAGCUGGGAUGCUGGAAUACUGGACUGGCCUCCCAAAUGAAUUCAGGUUCCCCAAACAUGUGGGUUGGGAAUACAAAACAGACACAGACUUGUAUGAAUUUGCAAAAAACAAAACCUAUCCCACCAGUCUUGCGUUUUCCCCUGAUGGAAAGAAGAUGGCCACUAUCGCCUCUGAUCGGAAAGUCAGGAUCUUCCGCUUCCUGACAGGGAAGCUCAUGAGGGUGUUUGAUGAAUCUUUAACAAUGUUCACAGAGCUGCAGCAGAUGAGGCAGCAGCUGCCUGACAUGGAGUUUGGGAGGCGGAUGGCUGUCGAAAGGGAACUGGAGAAGGUAGACGGCAUCCGUUUGACUAACAUCAUCUUUGAUGAGACGGGCCACUUUGUCCUUUAUGGGACCAUGCUGGGCAUCAAGGUCAUCAAUGUUGAAACCAACAGAUGUGUGCGGAUCCUUGGAAAGCUGGAGAACAUUCGAGUGGUGCAGCUGAGCCUUUUCCAGGGGAUUGCAAAGGCCGCCAAAGUGGCACCCACCAUUGAGAUGAAGGCAUCUGACAACCCUGCCUUAGAGAACUCGGAGCCCGAUCCCACCAUCUUUUGCACAGCAUUUAAGAAGAAUCGCUUCUACAUGUUCUCAAAGAGGGAACCGGAGGAUACCAAGAGUGCAGAGUCGGACAGAGACAUCUUCAAUGAGAAGCCCUCAAAGGAAGAGGUGAUGGCUGCCACACAGGCUGAGGGACCCAAGAGGGUGUCUGACAGCGCCAUCAUCCACACCACCAUGGGAGACAUCCACAUCAAGCUCUUCCCUGUUGAAUGCCCCAAAACUGUGGAGAAUUUCUGCGUUCACAGCAGGAAUGGUUACUACAAUGGCCACAUAUUCCACAGAGUGAUUAAGGGCUUCAUGAUUCAGACGGGAGACCCCACGGGCACCGGCAUGGGAGGAGAGAGCAUCUGGGGAGGAGAGUUUGAGGAUGAGUUUCACGCCACUCUCAGACAUGACCGGCCUUACACACUGAGUAUGGCUAACGCAGGCCCUGGCACCAACGGCUCACAGUUUUUCAUCACUCUUGUACCCACUCCUUGGCUUGACAACAAGCACACUGUGUUUGGAAGGAGCACAAAAGGCAUGGAGGUUGUCCAGAGGAUCUCCAGCGUCAAAGUUAAUCCCAAGACUGACAAACCGUAUGAGGAUGUCAGCAUCAUCAACAUCACCAUCAAGUGAUCAUGCUUCUUUGUCAUCAUGUCCUGUACAAUGACCUUUUUCUACCAAGCAGUUAUUAAAUAAUGUUUGCUAAAGUCUG
Myripristis murdjan (pinecone soldierfish) is the source of this 2026-nucleotide messenger RNA. RefSeq names its product peptidylprolyl isomerase domain and WD repeat containing 1 (gene ppwd1). The coding region runs from base 64 to 1947 and encodes 627 amino acids. Gene Ontology annotation, biological process: protein peptidyl-prolyl isomerization. The record is from RefSeq and is a predicted model, not a curated record. The transcript has 11 exons. Gene Ontology annotation, molecular function: protein binding; peptidyl-prolyl cis-trans isomerase activity. NCBI's taxonomy places the organism in Eukaryota, Metazoa, Chordata, Actinopteri, Holocentriformes, Holocentridae.